AUGUUACUACUUACACUUUUAAUCUACUCCGUCUACUCCAGUGAAGUGUAUAGAAUCACUCCAAAGACUUUUGAUAAGGUCACAACGGGUGCAGAUAUUUUAAUUCGGUUCUGCCCAAUGUUAGAUGCCGAGUGCAGAAGUACACAAUCUUCUUUUGAGGGCUUGGCAGAUUCAUUUGAGGAGUACGACGACCUUGCUUUUGGUGAGUUCGACUGUUCGAAAUAUGCCGACUUUUGUGACGAACACAAUCUGAGUAAGAAAUGGCCUCUUUAUGUAGCAUACACUCAAAAUGAGAAUGGUGUUCAGCUUUAUCCAUGGGACCACGACGUGAACAAAUUGAGUCGUUUCAUCUAUCAAGUCUUUCAAUUGGUCAAUUCCACACAAUCAUAUAUCAAGAGAUUGACAAACAAAACCUUUGAUAAAUACAUCAAUGAUGUCAACAAACAAGCUAUAGUGUUAUUCUAUACAUACACAUGUUACUAUGGCAGAGAGCAACUGGAGCUGUUCGAGAACAUCGCAACAGGGUAUGGCAACGAAAAGGACUUGGUCAUUGCUGCUGUGGAGUGCACUUUUUACAAAGAUUUGUGUGACUCGCAGAACGCAAAAGAACUUCCCGAGUUAAAGAAGUAUUCGUUCACAGAUAAACUCGCAUUCCCCGUUCGCAGACCGAAAGACCAACAAGAACUCAGUGAAAUCAUCAACAAAUUUUUCAUGAAGGAUCGAGACCAAUACGGAAACAAGCCAGACACGUUCGGCACGUUCUACGAGUUCGACAAAGAAGCAGUCGACUUUAUUCAUCAAACACCAGAAGAACAAGAAAAAAGAAUUCAGAAGUGCAGAGAGUUCAUCGUCGGUAACACUUAUGUCGAUAUUAUGAGAAAGAUCCAAAGCACUAAAUCAAUGGACUUCAUUGAUAAUGAAAUUCAAGAGAUCCAAUUCCAUUUGAGUGCUCUCAGAAGCAACUACUCUCCAGCAGAGAUCGACGAUAAACAGCGCAGACUCAACGUUUUAAGGAAGUUCUUGUGA
This is a messenger RNA of Entamoeba invadens IP1, 1026 nucleotides long. RefSeq lists its product as hypothetical. NCBI's taxonomy places the organism in Eukaryota, Evosea, Mastigamoebida, Endamoebidae. Gene Ontology annotation, biological process: protein folding. Gene Ontology annotation, molecular function: protein disulfide isomerase activity. Gene Ontology annotation, cellular component: endoplasmic reticulum. The transcript has a single exon. Bases 1 to 1026 code for a protein of 341 amino acids. The record is from RefSeq and is a predicted model, not a curated record.